AUGUUUUACUGCAUUUCCUCUUGUUUAUAUAUGUUUCUAAUUAAGCAUGAAGAUGUCAAAAAAUUAAACAAAGAGGGAAAUAUAGUAAAGCUACUGCAACCGUCCAUGACAAUUGACUGUGACUGCCUCAGAGAAUUAGAAGACGUGGAUGGUGGAAAGACAAAGAAAAUUUUAAUUCAGAUUUGGAUAAUAAAUUUUUGGGACAUAAAAUUAGGACUUGACUGA
Priceomyces carsonii is the source of this 225-nucleotide messenger RNA. RefSeq lists its product as uncharacterized. The record is from RefSeq and is a predicted model, not a curated record. The coding region runs from base 1 to 225 and encodes 74 amino acids. Lineage: Eukaryota; Fungi; Ascomycota; Pichiomycetes; Serinales; Debaryomycetaceae. The transcript has a single exon.